Molecule: messenger RNA, 1608 nt
Organism: Corapipo altera (White-ruffed manakin)
Lineage: Eukaryota; Metazoa; Chordata; Aves; Passeriformes; Pipridae
Product: C-C chemokine receptor type 9-like
Exons: 1
Coding region: 1-1257 (418 amino acids)
Biological process (GO): chemotaxis; immune response; G protein-coupled receptor signaling pathway
Cellular component (GO): membrane
Molecular function (GO): chemokine receptor activity; chemokine binding; scavenger receptor activity
Source: RefSeq, a predicted model, not a curated record
AUGUUAGGCAUCUUCAAAUGCAUCUGGUGGAGAGGAGCAAAUGCAUGUUUUACCGAGCCUCUCAAAACGAAUUUACCAGAUGUCCUAUUGCAGAUUCCCCCCCCCGACAAGACCAGCCUGGAUUACUACAGGAAUGACAGCGCAGUGCUUUUCCUGUGUGGAAACCCAGCGAACAACACAGACUUUAUGUGCGACAAGACGCAGGUCAGGCAGUUCUCUCAAGCCUUCCUGCCGGUGUUUUUCUGGCUUAUCUUCACUGUGGGCACAGUAGGAAAUGCUUUGGUUGUGCUUGUCUAUUGCAAAUACCACUUCAGGAGAAGUAUGAUGGAUCGGUACCUGCUGCACCUGGCCAUUGCAGACCUGCUGCUCCUUUUCACCCUCCCGUUCUGGGCCAAGGCUGCUUCUGGCGGUUGGAUCUUCAAGGACUUCAUGUGUAAAGUCGUCAACAGCCUGUAUAAGAUCAACUUCUAUGGCUGCAGCUUGCUUCUGACCUGCAUCAGCUUUGACAGGUACAUCACUAUUGUCCAGGCAAUGAAAGCUAAAACUUCUAAGCGAAGGUGGCUUCUGCGCAGCAACCUCAUGUGCUUGGCCGUCUGGCUGACAGCGCUGGGCAUGUGCAUCCCAGAAAUCAUAUACAGCCAAACCAUGCAGGUGGGUGACAUAACAGUUUGCAAAAUCACGUACCCACCAAAUGUCAGCAGGAUCUUCAGAGUUACCGUGCUGGUCUUGAAAGUCACAAUUGGAUUCUUCUUCCCGCUCCUUGUCAUGGUUAUUUGUUAUGCUCUUAUCAUCAAGACCCUCCUACAAGCCAAAAGAUCCCAAAAACAGAAGUCAGUGAAGAUCAUCACCAUGAUCAUCACGGCUUUCCUCCUCUCUCAGUUCCCAUACAAUAUUGUUUUGCUGGUCAAAGCCAUCAACACCUACACUGGGGCACUGUACAGUUGUCAGGCUGCCAACCGGCUGGACAUCGGGCUGCAGGUCAGCCAGGCCAUUGCCUUCCUCCACAGCUGCCUCAACCCCUUCCUCUAUGUCUUUGCUGGUGAGCGCUUCAGGAUGGUGCUGGGCAGGAUGGUGCAAAGCAGUGGCUGCUGCCAAAGCAGGGUCCAAAAGCAGUUCUCCCCUGCCUGCGACAGCCAGGAGCACAGCUCAAACUGGUCCUUUACCAUGCUGGGGAGGCAGCGGCUGAGGAACUCCCUGAUCCUUAGCACUCACUUGACCUCCUCUGUUAUGUCCCCGCCUUGCAAAGUCCUCUUGUAAGUUAGUCCUCACUCUCUCCUCUCUAGAGGAACAUGAGACUCUUUGGAAGCCAUCUGUGUACCCCAAAGACUGUCCCAGAGGAGCAGGAAGGGUUGGCAGCCCUGUCCUUGAUGUGUGAGACCCAACUGAGGUUUGCUUGCUGAAAAGAUAGGAAACCUUUGGCAAAGAGCAGCAAAGUGGAACCAUACUUGCUAUAAGCAGAACUGAUAGAGGACAAAAGCUAUCUUUGUGACAGCUGUAAAUAGCUGGCCCAUCUGCAGCUCAGACCACAGCCUGAAAUAACAAGUCUUACAGGGAGGUGAUAAACCCAGUUACAGCAGCAACAGAGGCAGAUAAAGCAGGAUGAACCAC